Letharia columbiana is the source of this 657-nucleotide messenger RNA. RefSeq lists its product as uncharacterized. The transcript has 2 exons. Bases 1 to 657 code for a protein of 218 amino acids. Lineage: Eukaryota; Fungi; Ascomycota; Lecanoromycetes; Lecanorales; Parmeliaceae. The record is from RefSeq and is a predicted model, not a curated record.
AUGCCGCGGGAUUUGAGUUUCGCAAUCUGGGCGAGGGUGGCGGCAUUCGCGGCUGCGACCUUCUUGCAGGCUGCCGCGCUGAGACUUGAGAGGAAAGAGCUGGAGGACGGGCUCGCGGUAGGCCUGGGACUGGUUGCGAUGGUUUUGGUUGCGAUUGUCGCAGUGGCGGCUGCGCCGGAAGCGGAUGAGAUCGAUGCUGCGGUGGUUGCAGUGGUGCUUGAGGGUGUAGUUGAGGUUGAGAGGGCGGAGGUGGCGGAGGUGGCAGGGGCUUGUGAGCUUGAGGCCACAGUGGUAGGGGUGGUGCUCGAGGAUGCAGCUACGGGUGUGUUUGAUGUCGCCACGGAUCUGGUAGUCGCAGUGGCGGCUGCGCCGGAAGCGGAUGAGAUCGAUACUGCGGUGGUUGCAGUGGUGCUUGAGGGUGUAGUUGAGGUUGAGAGGGCGGAGGUGGCGGAGGUGGCAGGGGCUUGUGAGCUUGAGGCCACAGUGGUAGGGGUGGUGCUCGAGGAUGCAGCUACGGAUGUGUUUGAUGUCGCCACGGAUGAUACUAUUGCCUGCGGGGCCGCGAGUGCUGUAGCGGCAAAGAGCAGGACGAGAGACGUUGGCUUCAUCUUGAUGGAAUGCUGUAGGAUUGAGAAGCGGAGACUCGGGAUGCUGUAG